This is a messenger RNA of Lingula anatina, 583 nucleotides long. RefSeq names its product large ribosomal subunit protein eL28. Gene Ontology annotation, biological process: translation. Gene Ontology annotation, molecular function: structural constituent of ribosome. The record is from RefSeq and is a predicted model, not a curated record. Gene Ontology annotation, cellular component: ribosome. NCBI's taxonomy places the organism in Eukaryota, Metazoa, Brachiopoda, Lingulata, Lingulida, Lingulidae.
CGAAAUGAACCCUUUUAAAUAUUUGAAAAUGCCCUGAAAUAAACGUAUAUGGUGGAAAACAGUCGUAAUAGAAAGUGGGAGAUGGUACUCGGAUCUCGGACUCUGAAGAUGUCGUCAGCAGAUCUACAGUGGAUGAUCAUCAGGAACAACUCCUGCUUCCUCAGGAAGGGAAAUGGACAGACAUUCACUGCUGAACCCAACAACCUGAAGAACCGCAACUCUUUCCGUUACAAUGGUCUCGUCCACAAGAAGACAGUUGGCGUGGAGGCUGCCCCUGGAGGAAAGGGGGUGGUCCUGGUCACCUCCAAGGCCACUGGCCAAAGGAAGCCAGCUGCCAGGUAUACACGCACAGAGCUGAAGAAGGGUUCCCGUCGCACCCUGAGCACCAUCAGGAAGGUGGUCGGUGGUUCCAGGAAGGACCUUAAAAUGAGUGCUCUGCGUCGUGCAAGUGCGAUUCUCCGCAGUCAGCGCCCAGUUGUCGUCAAGAGCAGCGGUCGCAGGAAGUGAAACAACAUCAGCAUUUUGCCCAAAUUUUAUACAAAAGACUGAAUUAGAAUAAAUCAGUAUUAUGUAUUGAAGUGAA